This is a messenger RNA of Quercus robur (English oak), 646 nucleotides long. RefSeq lists its product as uncharacterized. The transcript is spliced from 2 exons. Bases 34 to 348 code for a protein of 104 amino acids. The record is from RefSeq and is a predicted model, not a curated record. Lineage: Eukaryota; Viridiplantae; Streptophyta; Magnoliopsida; Fagales; Fagaceae.
GAAAAAUUGAGCAUUGAACAUUGUCCACAACUAAUGGAGGUACCCUCUAGUGUCCAACACCUGAGAAACCAAAGCGAACUGAUUUUUACAGAUAUGCCUAGCGAAUUCGAACAAAGUUUGGAUCCAAAGCAAGGGUCACAUUAUUGGAUCAUUGAGCAUGUACCAUUCAUCUUCCUGCGUCACAAGGUUCGCAAAGGUAUUUUUGGCUAUGAGACCCACAUUCUCAGUUCUAAGUAUUUGGAGAGAUCAAAAGGGACAACAAUCAACCAGGCUGAUGAUACCAACAACAAUAAUGGCGAUGAUAUCAAUGCUUCAGACGAUAAAGGUAAACAAAUAAUUUCUACAUAGUGAUGCGAAUUGGUAAAUCUGUUGGUAGCGCCAUUUUUUCUUGUGAUCCUCUUUAAUUUGUUUGAAUCUUUCUAUAUCAAUUCCUAGCGACUGGAGUGAACGGAGAGUGGAAACAUAAAGCUGCUGUUGGAUGGAUUUGUGGCUUUUGUUCUGCCACAAUUAAGGACUUCCUUGUUACCCUCCCCCCUUCCCCUACUAUUGUAGUAGCUUGUAACUGUUUGUUUAUCCUGUGAAAGGAUAUGAACAUCUUUGAAUUAUGCCUUUCUGGUUUUGCUAUCUCUCAUUAUUUAGUUAUUAC